This is a messenger RNA of Gasterosteus aculeatus aculeatus (three-spined stickleback), 4155 nucleotides long. RefSeq names its product malic enzyme 2, NAD(+)-dependent, mitochondrial (gene me2). Gene Ontology annotation, biological process: malate metabolic process; pyruvate metabolic process. Gene Ontology annotation, molecular function: malate dehydrogenase (decarboxylating) (NADP+) activity; NAD binding. The record is from RefSeq and is a predicted model, not a curated record. Gene Ontology annotation, cellular component: mitochondrion. NCBI's taxonomy places the organism in Eukaryota, Metazoa, Chordata, Actinopteri, Perciformes, Gasterosteidae.
UGCUGCGUUUGUGGCUGCCGUGAGAGGACGAACCAACCAACCAACCUACCAAGCAGUCAGGCAACAGCUUUUAUACGCAAAACGCCUGGAUAAUUAUGCUUUAAAAACAGAAACCUAUGCGACGCAACUGCAUUGCUACGCCACUAAAGCUUUCCACCAGUGUACUUCCUCGACCAGUGAGUGACCACCAUGUUGUCCAGGUUGAAGACAACCCUGUCCCUGAGGCCCUGUGUCUCUCUGUACAGAUGGGCACACACCAAAGAGAAGGGCAAGCCCCUCAUGCUCAACCCUCGCACCAAUAAGGGCAUGGCCUUCUCUCUAUCAGAGCGACAGGUUUUAGGGAUUCAUGGUCUGUUGCCUCCCAAAGUGGAGACUCAAGACCUUCAGGCAAUGCGCUUUCAGAAUAAUCUCAAGAAGAUGACCGAUCCCUUACAGAAAUACAUCUACUUGAUGGGCAUCCAGGAAAGGAACGAGAGGCUUUUCUACAGAGUUUUGAUGGAAGACAUUGAAGAAUUGAUGCCGAUUGUCUACACUCCCACUGUUGGCCUGGCCUGCACACAUUAUGGGCACAUCUUUCGAAGACCAAAAGGCCUGUUCAUCUCCAUUCUGGACAAGGGCCACAUUCGUUCCAUCCUGGACAACUGGCCCGAGACUAAUGUUUCAGCAGUAGUAGUCACUGACGGAGAGCGUAUUUUAGGAUUGGGGGACCUGGGUGUAUACGGAAUGGGCAUCCCCGUUGGGAAACUUUGCCUGUACACUGCCUGCGCUGGCAUUAGACCUGAGAAAUGUCUGCCUGUGGUAAUAGAUGUUGGCACGAACAAUGAGACUCUCCUCAAGGAUCCGCUGUACAUGGGCCUGUACCAGGAGCGAGAUCGCUCUCAGGCUUACGAUGAUCUGAUUGAUGAGUUCAUGGAGGCUGUGGUGGAAAAAUACGGGCAGGACACACUCAUUCAAUUCGAGGACUUUGGGAACCACAACGCCUUCCGCUUCCUCAGGAAGUACAGGGAGAAAUACUGCACCUUCAAUGACGAUAUCCAAGGCACUGCUGCUGUAGCUCUAGCUGGUCUGUUGGCAGCUCAGAGAGCCAUCGGCAAACCGAUUACUGAACACCGGGUGCUUUUCCUGGGAGCUGGGGAGGCUGCUCUUGGUAUUGCCAAUCUGAUUGUCAUGGCCAUGAUAGAGAAAGGGAUGACCCAGGCUGAAGCCAGGGAGAAGAUCUGGCUUUACGAUAAAGAUGGCUUACUAGUAAAGGGCAGAUCGCAGGAAACGGACUCUAACCAGGAGGCAUUUGUUCAUGAUAGUCCCGGGACUGUACAGACCUUCCUAGAUGCAGUCAACACCUUAAAACCCACGGCUAUCAUUGGUGUGUCAGGAGCCGGCCGUCUGUUCACCCAUGACGUCAUCAAGACAAUGGGAACCUUGAACGAGAGACCAGUUAUCUUCGCCCUGAGUAAUCCAACCAAUAAAGCGGAGUGCACAGCAGAGGACGCCUACACACUCACUGAUGGUAGAUGUCUUUUUGCCAGUGGCAGUCCAUUUGGUCCAGUGACUCUGAAUGAUGGCCGCGUCUACACCCCCGGACAAGGGAACAACGCUUACAUCUUCCCUGGUGUGGCCUUGGCCGUGGUCCUGAGUGGAGUGAGACACAUCAGUGACACUGUGUUCUUGGAGGCUGCCAAGACCCUUGCAGAGCAGCUGACCGAUAAAGAGCUGAAAGAAGGUAGACUCUACCCUCCUCUCUCUAACAUCAGAGAGGUCUCUCUCCAGAUGGCUGUCAAGGUGGUGGAGUUUGUCUAUGCUAACGGUAUGGCGUUUCGCUACCCCGAGCCUAUGGACAAGGAAGGCUUUGUACGUGCAACUGUGUGGGACACCGAGUACGACUCCUUCGAGCCAGACACCUACGACUGGCCAGGUGUCAACUUCAGCCCCAAGAAGUAACUAGAAGUAGCCCGAGCCUGUGCUCUUUGUUUUCCACUUGCCUCUUAAUCAUCGUCAUAGUUACCUUAGUGCAAACAUCUGCUUACAAAAAUCAAGCAGUAGAAGACCCUUACUGCUGCCAUGCGACUGCAUUUGCACUAAAUAAGUCUCACAAGAAGUGUGAAAUGCUAUAGAGGAAGGUGGAAUAUGAAAGAGGACAUUUAAAGGGAAAUGGACACUUUCACAUCCUGGCUCUUAAUCACAUUCAAACCAGCACCUGGAGGGUCACCUGGCGGCGGAGGAAGGCAGUGCGGUUAUCUGGUCAUAUUGUUUCAACCCUCAAGCACAGUUUAAUGAUCUGGAAUAAUGCAGUGAGAUCUUGUCAUUAAGCAGCAAAGCAAAACCCUUUAAAAAUUGAGUAAUUAAACACUGCACACUUUCUCUGGUCAUGGAGAAAAUAACCACUGUGACUAUACAUUUCCACAAUCUUUCUUUUUAGUCAUAACUAACCAGGAAAGAAAAAGUCAUAAAAACUAUUUUUCACCAUUUUAAAAAAGUAGUCCCACCAUAUUUAAUGUAAUGAUGACUAUUAUUUGACCAUUGUACACUCCUGAUUCUGAGGUUAACCUUACAGCUGCUCUGACCAUAUUCAGCAACCUAGAGAUUGGCCAACGUAAUGCACUUAAGUAUAGUAUACAGUUCGGUCAUGAAGCAACUUCACUGAGGAGAGAAAUGGAGGGAAGAUCUAAAGGAAUAAUGUGAAGGGAAUUUAAAUUAUUAUGAUAUCUAAAAACAGACCAACAUCCACUCCAGCAUUUCAUUUGUUAGGAUAAUAUUGUCAUAGUGUAUUUAUUUUUCUGAAUUGUUCUUGGAAGUGUAUUUAGAUGUGUUGCUCUUGUACUGUAAGUUCUAUUAGAAACUUUCUGUGGUAAGAAUUCAUACCUGGAAAACCACCCUUUUGAUAUAUGCGAUGUACAAAUUAAACAUGAACAAUAGUCAUACAUUUAAAAAAAAAAAAAAGGAACUUCACGGUUAAACAGAAUGGAUAAACGAUAUAUUUUAUUGUAAUGGUAUUUUGUCUAUUGUACACACACUUUUGUAGAACCUGAGAUGUGAGUGAUUAUAAAGUUGUGUUUAUUACAUCCAUGUUUGUUUUGACAGGUUGAUGUGAGAGUUUCUAAUUGGAAACAUAUCCAACAAAACAUUUAAAUGCUAGGCCUCUAUUCACUGUUCUGUUAUUUGAUCAUUAAUAACUAUUGACACUAACAGUUAGAUUAACACAGGAAAGAGAAUCCAAAUUCCACCGUAGGCAUGUUCAUAUGUAUAGAAGGAAUUAAGGAAACCACAAACCAAUAAACAUGAAGAUAAAAAUAUUUAAUAGAAAAACAUAACCGUAAAUUAAUCAUAAAUGUAAAUUAAUCAUAAAUAAAUGUAACAAAAGGCAAAUGUGAGUAGAAACAUGUUCUGCCUAAAUUCUCCAGUAGUUUGUUGUAUUAACUUUAUAAUAUUCAAUUAUAUUUUUCUAUUCCACAACUGAACACAACCAGUUGUCAAUAGAAUGUGCUCCACAUUCUUUAUUGUUGCUCUGUGCUCCAGUGUAUUACAGAGGGUGAUCCAAAGAAAAGGGUUUGAUGUGAAAUCUUAGACGUGGGAAACUAACCAUAUAUACUGAACACAAACCAAUUUACACACCCAUGCAGCUAAAAUGUGAAAUAUUAACCAGUUGCAUUAAGACUACUUCAAUCAAGGGCGUUGACAGAGUCAAGCGUGUCAGUCUAUGCUUCAAGUAACUGUACACUGUUUAGUGUUUGUUGAUGCCUGAUGCUGAAGGCAGAGCUGAGAAACUACUCAACAGCACUAAACGUAAAACAAAAGCUUUUUGUCUUUUUCAAAAUUAUUUUAAGUAUUUGAUGUGCAGAUAGACACUUUCCGGAUGUAAACCCACUCUGUAUUUAAACUUUUGUACACGUUUUUAAGUAGUGCAAUAGUUUUAUUUCAAAGAAAUCGUUAAACCUCAUUAAGUGUUUGCUUGCGUGCCUAUCCAGAGGUUCCCGUCCAUGACUCAUCGUCCAGUGUGAGUUUUACUUGUGUAAGAAUUGGGUGAGUUUUUUUUGCUGUAUUCAUGCAGGGCCGUUUGUUUUAAAUGGUUUCCGAAGUUUAUUUUUGUCGCCCGAUUAUAUUGCCUUAGUGCUUGUAAGCAAAGCGAAUACCAAUGUUCCGAAUAAAGUUUUGCCCUGG